ACAGUUUUGCUCUCGAAAUACAGAGAGAGAUGAACAGCGAGCGGAUAGAAGAAAUAACACUAUUUAACAAGGAAGAAGAGAACGCGAAGUAGACAAAUUCGGCCGACAAUGCGUCGCGAUUUCUCGCGUUUCGUUCAUCCAAGGUGCUAUGUCUUCUUGUUUGUAGCGGUUAUCAUCAUUUAUCUCGCUUUCUCGACCUCUCGCCCGGCUGAAGAUAAAGUGGAAGAGGUGCCUGAAAUUACUCACAGAGUAUUCUUGGAUGUUGAUAUUGAUGGGCAGAGAAUCGGUAGAGUAGUUAUUGGAUUGUAUGGUCAGGUUGUUCCAAAAACUGUUGAAAAUUUCAGGGCUCUAUGCACAGGGGAGAAAGGCAAGGAUGCCAAUGGAAAGAAGCUCCACUAUAAAGGAAGACCGUUCCACCGUAUAGUUUCUGGUUUCAUGAUCCAAGGUGGAGACAUCGUUUCUGGAGAUGGGAAGGGAAGCGUCUCUAUUUAUGGUGGCACCUUUUCUGAUGAAAAUUUCAAGAUAAAGCACUCACAUGCAGGUGUUGUUUCCAUGGUAAACUCAGGACCCGAUUCUAAUGGCUCACAGUUCUUCAUAACCACAGUCAAAACCGGCUGGCUGGAUGGGGAGCAUGUUGUCUUUGGCAAGGUUAUUGAAGGAAUGGACACUGUUUAUGCAAUAGAAGGGGGAGCUGGGACCUACAGCGGUAAACCUCGGAAGAAGGUUGUUAUUGCAGACUCAGGCGAGAUACCUAAGAGCAAGUGGGAUGAAGAAAGUUGACUAGUUCACCAACUAGUUUGUAACAUUAGCAUUAACUCCAUGGUAUGAUCGUGCAAAGGUGCUUCAAAUUUGAGCUGCAUUGUAACAUGUCCUUGAGGUUGAUUUAGGUGUGCAUGGUUUUCCAGAUCAGGUUUAAAUCUUUAUCGUUUGAUAAAAGUGUCAUGUAUUUUCAAGAUGUUACAAUAUAUAGAAAUGCUCAUUUUAUAGAGGAAAUACACCAUUCUUCACAGUUUCUUUUUAAGAGGAGAUUAUCUGUAAUCGUUUUUCAUUAUA
Telopea speciosissima is the source of this 1053-nucleotide messenger RNA. RefSeq names its product peptidyl-prolyl cis-trans isomerase CYP21-1. The coding region runs from base 109 to 780 and encodes 223 amino acids. Gene Ontology annotation, cellular component: intracellular membrane-bounded organelle. NCBI's taxonomy places the organism in Eukaryota, Viridiplantae, Streptophyta, Magnoliopsida, Proteales, Proteaceae. Gene Ontology annotation, molecular function: peptidyl-prolyl cis-trans isomerase activity. Gene Ontology annotation, biological process: protein peptidyl-prolyl isomerization. The transcript is spliced from 7 exons. The record is from RefSeq and is a predicted model, not a curated record.